AUGAACUCGACGGAUGCAGCUGAAGCGGGAGGUUUGCGGCAAAGACAAGGUCAGCGCUCAAGGCAAGCGCCCCCACCAGUGACCACGAGAGAUUUCCAAACCAUCAAAGAGAUAUGCGCUCAACUACAAAAUAUUUCAACGCAAUCUCAAAAGGAGACAAAAUUAAAAGGCCUCCAUGACUUGGAUACCUUAAAGCGAAUGACGGAGAGGUCCAAGCAGGAAGACGAGAUGGCCCUAAUAGCGAUGGAGGCGGUGGUGUCCAUUGUCAAUUUCAGUACUCGUAAACAAAUAUUGCGAUCGCGACUGAUGAAGAAAAUGACGGAUGAAAAGGAAUUGUCGUCCGCGUUACAGCAGCACCGAGAUGAGUUUACACAAUUUAUCUGGAAUCGGAGGAUGACUUCACGAAAAGAGAUGCGGCAGCUAUUUCAAACUGGGCCAGCUGUCGUUUGUCGUUUCGGCGAUGUCAUCGCCGAAUCCACCCUGGAAGCAUUGCAGUCAUUUGAGCGAUUCAACUGGGUUCGCCUAUGUAAGGACAAAAUUGCCGGAGAAGUUUGCAACGACGAUGAUAUACCUUCGUACUUUCUCAGACAGAUGUUUCUCGCCGCACCGAUUGUCCCGACGGCAGUAAUUGUACAUCCAAAUCGUCUCGAACUCCAUCUCUCCCGAUUGACCUCUUCAGAAGCCGGUGUCCGACGUCAGCCUGCUGACGAACUGCGAGCUGACUGGGGUUGCGUCUAUGCCACUGCCGGAGUUUGGAAGGUACGACUCAUGGCUCGCCCGACGGCUCGCGAGAUGGUGAAACAAACGCAGGACCAGAUUCUCACCUACCGCGGUCAAAGUGAAAAGUAUUCUUUUGUGCAGCUACUGGCUCGACUCGUUGAUGCUGUUCAUCCAUCACAUCAGCUGCCAGCAGCAGUCCUGGCAUAUCCGCUCUAUGGUGUAAGCGUCCUGAAAAGACGGCUAGCUGCGUUGGGAUAUGAUGUUGGCGUAGGAGGAGAGGACUCGAGCAUUUUGGACACGAGAACAGCUUUGAGUUACAUUGCGCAGAUCAAUUAUCGCUUGCAGCGCGAGCAUAGAUUUUAUUUUGAGUUUUCCACCCCGGACAAGACUGCAUGGAGAGUAGGGUUGUCCAUGGCAAGGCGUAUCCAGGCGAGUGCCCAUGCACGAUAUCCUGGGCAAGACGAAUACAGCUUUGGCUUUUCUUCGACCGGCCAUAUCUUCUACAAGGAUGAAGAAUACCCGUACGCAGAAAUUCAAGAAGAUCCACUGUUCUUUAUGGGAUUCCGAACCUGGGGCGUAUUGGUUGAUCUCUACGAUGGGCACAUUAAUCUUGUUAUGGACGGGAAGGUCCAACCGCCGGCCUUUGGGAUCGGAGCAGCGGCAUUUGACAAGGCGGAACAGACACGCCAGAGAUCGCUUAUCUGGUCGUCUGAACUGGUGCCGACCUUUGCGUUAAAAGUCAACGACACCGAGCUCCAGUACACAGAACGACCGCAGAUUCGCGUCAACUUUGGCGAUCGUCCCUUUUCGUACGAUGUCAACGCACAGCCUUGCAACGAGAAUUUGCGUCACCAACAGCCGAAAGCGUUGGACGCAGUCAGUAUUUUGGACAGCGUUGGUCCUGAGCGAGAAGGGCUCAAUCAGGAUGAGGAAGAAAAAUUGCAUCUGGCACUGGAAAAGAACAUCUUCCGAGCCACCCUGGCCGUGGAGGGGCAGCGAAGCUUCUCACAGUUCCCACCGUCCAUCUACCGACGUUCGCUAGCAUGCACCAAAAUCCAACGAGCGUGGAGACGACACCGCGGUCGUAUAAUGCGAGCAAAGAUUCGGGAGGAGCAGUACAUUGCAGCAACACUCAUACAGAUGAUGGCGAGAAAAAAGUUGAAGAGACUACGCGCCUUAAAGAACGAAGCAGCAGCCAAGAUCCAAAAGAAUUGGCGCCGACGAAAGUUUAUUUGGACAGCAUUGUUGCGCUGUAUCUACCAGCAACCUAUCCCAGAACUUCACCGAUCAGCAACGGUUAUUCAGCGCAAGUGGCGCAACUGGCACAUGUUCAAAAACUCACCCAUCGCAACCAAAUACAAUGCCAGGAUCGAAGAUCUCAAUCGGGCGGUCAAUACCAUUAUUCAUUGGUGGCGACCUCUACACAAGAAAAUGUCCGAGAUACGCAGAUUACGGGAGAAACAUCACGCAGCGACAACCAUUCAAAGAGUCUAUCGCGGAUACUUUUUGCGUCAGCUCUUGCGACCAGAUCUUCGGCAGCGUUUGCGUGCUCUCGGAGAAUCUGUUGCCCGUCAUCGAGCGGAAUUACUUCGCAUUCGUGGUGCCUAUAUUCUGCAAAGUGCCUGGAGAAAUUAUCUUCACAGGCGGGUUCGCGCGGAAAAGGUGCGAACAAGACAUCGUGCCGCGGCCAGAAUCCAAGCUCUGUGGAAAGGCUACUGGGUUCGAUCACAUAUCCACUUGCGCUUCACCUACGGCGAGGCAGUCUUUCUCACAGCAGUUUGCAGAUCUCUGCGUUUCUGCCAUUUUAUUCUCAAGAUGUACAAGCCGUGUGGCAUUGUAUGCCCGCGACGGGAAGUCAGUUAUACCCGAGAUGGUCAAAAAAUCAUUCGUUCUUAAGAAUUUGUGUACAAAUAAACAAAAGAGUGCAUGGAAGGCGA
This is a messenger RNA of Spizellomyces punctatus DAOM BR117, 2657 nucleotides long. RefSeq lists its product as uncharacterized. Lineage: Eukaryota; Fungi; Chytridiomycota; Chytridiomycetes; Spizellomycetales; Spizellomycetaceae. The record is from RefSeq and is a predicted model, not a curated record. Gene Ontology annotation, biological process: mitotic cell cycle; establishment of meiotic spindle localization; spindle organization. Bases 1 to 2616 code for a protein of 871 amino acids. The transcript has 20 exons. Gene Ontology annotation, molecular function: protein binding. Gene Ontology annotation, cellular component: spindle pole.